CUGGGAUAAAGAGGGGAUCGAUGGCCAAGCCCCUCUACAGACUGCAGCGUUUCCUCCGGAGGACCCAGCUGUUCCUGCUCUUCCUGGGUGUGGCCUACAUCAUGGCCGGGAGCGUCCUGCUACUCCAACGGGCCAACCUGGUGGUGACCCAGCGAGGGGCCACCAGCCCUCCACUGUCCUCCCUGCCCUCCUUACCCUCACCACCCUGGGCCCUGGGGAUGCCACCCGUGAGGGUAGGAGGCUACGGGAGCAGGAGCUCACGGAUCAUGGCCAGGGGGCAGGGGUACAAGCCUGGGAGCCCGUUGGAUGACAGGACUGGAACACGCUGGCUCAUGUCGAGGAAUCUGGAGAUCCGACACCUGCGGCGGCGCUGGUUCCACAGCCUGAUGACGGAGAAGGAUAUGUCACAGGUGGAGAGGAGCACCCCCAGGAGGAAUGUGCCUCAAAAAGGUUCUUACAUGGGCUGCUUCCUGGACAAUUCCAAGGAGCGGGCUUUGAGAGGGUCUGUAUCCACUGAUUUCCGCAAAAUGACCAGCACCAUGUGCCAGGAUACCUGCUCAGCGAGUGGCUACCAGUUUGCUGGUCUGGAGUACGGGUCGGAGUGUUACUGUGGCAACCACAUCACCAGUCUGCGUGUGAGAGACGAGGAGUGUAACUUGGACUGUAAAGGGGAGAAAGGCUCCCCCUGUGGAGGUGUUGGGCGCCUGUCAGUGUUCACGGUGGAGGAUGUGCUUCCAGGCCAGAGGAGAUACAGGAACGUGCGCUACCGCGGCUGCUUCAGGGAGCCUGAGAACAGCUCCUCUACAUCUCUGGUCCAUGUGCUCCAGCCCAACCUCACCUCCCAGUCCUGCAUAGAGGCCUGCAUUAACAAGGAGUUUCCUCUGGCUAUGCUGAGGAGUCCGGACUGUUUCUGUGGUUACGCUACUCCUGACUUCACUCUCCAUGAGCCGGCUGAGGAGGAGCACUGUUCACAGAGCAACACCACUGAGGCCUCCUUACCAUCAACCCUCCAGCGCUUCUACCAGGUCUACCAGACACCUGUCCAAGAUUCCAGAUGCACAGAGAGGAAGUUCCUACCGGAGAAGUCCAGUUCAUUGGUAGCGCUCUCCAGCUUCCCAGGAGCAGGCAACACCUGGGUCAGACACCUCAUAGAGUUGGCCACAGGAUACUACACAGGCAGCUACUACUUUGAUGGAACCCUUUACAACAGAGGCUUCAAAGGUGAGAAGGAUUACUGGAAGAGUGGUCGGACCAUCUGUGUGAAAACACAUGAGAGUGGGAGGAGAGAGAUAGAGAUGUAUGACUCUGUCAUCCUGCUGAUCAGGAGCCCGUACCGUUCCCUCAUGGCUGAGUUCAACAGGAAGUGUGCAGGACAUCUGGGAUACGCCUCUGAUCAGCACUGGAAGACCAAAGAGUGGCCUGAGUUUGUAGGCAGCUACGCCUCCUGGUGGGCGUCGCACGUACUGGACUGGCUGCGGUUCGGCCGGCGUGUCCUAGUGGUCCACUUUGAGGAACUCCAGACAGCGCUGGUGCCCCAGCUACGAUCCAUCACCUCCUUCCUCAACGCCACAGUGACCGAGGACAGACUGCUUUGUGCCGAGAGCAACCAGGAUGGACACUUCAAACGUUCCGGGGCCCGGCAGCCCACCUUCGACCCCUUCACACCCGACAUGAGAGGACUGAUAGAUGGACUGAUCCGUGCGGUGGACCAGGCUCUCCGGGACAGCAAUCACACAGGCCUUCCACUGGAGUACCUGCCCAGAUGAUGGACAGCUAAACUCUGAUAACCCUGAUCUCCACCUCGUCCACUACC
Salvelinus namaycush (lake trout) is the source of this 1813-nucleotide messenger RNA. RefSeq names its product WSC domain-containing protein 1-like. The record is from RefSeq and is a predicted model, not a curated record. The transcript has 8 exons. The coding region runs from base 21 to 1766 and encodes 581 amino acids. Lineage: Eukaryota; Metazoa; Chordata; Actinopteri; Salmoniformes; Salmonidae.